This is a messenger RNA of Auxenochlorella protothecoides, 420 nucleotides long. RefSeq lists its product as hypothetical. The transcript is spliced from 3 exons. NCBI's taxonomy places the organism in Eukaryota, Viridiplantae, Chlorophyta, Trebouxiophyceae, Chlorellales, Chlorellaceae. The record is from RefSeq and is a predicted model, not a curated record. Bases 1 to 420 code for a protein of 139 amino acids.
AUGAUGCACAUCGACCAGCACUUCCUGGACCUGGACCUGAUGUCGGUGGCCGACCUGCCCGACCCCUCCCGCCUCCCGGCCUCCGGCCAGCGUCACAGCUACCUCCUCCCUUCCGACCUCACCGGCUUCAUGUACGCCGAGCCCGGCGCCGACUUCUCCGCCAUCGCCCAGCUCCAGGCCGAGGCACUGAUGCACGGCGAUCUGCUGGCGCUGCUGGGCGGCGCGCCGGGUGCCACGGCCUCCUCCGGCCUCCCUGCCUCCUCCGUCUCCGCCUUGGUGCGCGGCAGCCUGAGCGACGGCACCUCGGGCUCCACCCACGCCACCGACUCGCACGGCGCCGACUGCCUGGCGGCCGCCGGCUCCAUGUUUGGCGAUCCGGCCGCCUCCGACGGCCCCGACCCUGAUUUUCUGUCGCGCUGA